GUCAUAUGUACCUGCGUUAUUUUAGUAGCAACUUGACGCAGUGCAAAUAAAUUGUCAUAAAUACGUUUUCUUGGCACCACAAAGCCUGAGCUUGUCAAAAUGGAGCAUUCUCCUUCAAAUACAAAUUCCAUUCGAAUAAGAACUUUGGACGGAAAAACAAUCACAAUUCAAGCUGAACCAGAUUGGACAGUAAAGAAAUUGAAGGAAGAAUUUGGAAAAUGGAAGGGAGCCGGUUUUGAAAGAGUAAAUUUGCAUUAUCGUGCCAAACGUCUAAAGGAUGACGACCUCUUAAGCAAAUACAAUAUCGAAUCAGAGGGUUUCGUUUUGGCCAAUAUAAGAAGUACAGGAGGAGAUGAGAAUAAUUUUGCGUGCAGCGUGCGAUUUUUUAUUGUACAAUAACUCAAUUGCUGAAUUUCAUAAUUUUUGUAUUAACUAUUAAGCAACGUUCUUCUAAAUAAAUCAAAACUAUUUGUAAAAACA
Molecule: messenger RNA, 480 nt
Organism: Folsomia candida
Lineage: Eukaryota; Metazoa; Arthropoda; Collembola; Entomobryomorpha; Isotomidae
Product: large proline-rich protein BAG6-like
Exons: 2
Coding region: 100-399 (99 amino acids)
Molecular function (GO): protein binding
Source: RefSeq, a predicted model, not a curated record